AUGGAUAAAGACAAGCAAAUUGAUAUCUAUAAGCGCUGCUUGCAAAGAAUAGGCCAACUUGAAGAGGACAUCAGAAAGUGUUAUUCUGAAGAGUUCGAAGUCAAUGGCAUUGUAUUUCUCGAAAUGAUGGUUGUUGAUGCUUGUUUUAUAAUAGAAAUCAUUGAAAUAUUUGCAUUCACGAAGGAAGAAGUCGACUCCAGCGAAUCUGAUCUUGGAGCCUUGGCAUGGAUGGGACAAGCACGAUUGUCUGUAGAUUCUCCAUUCAUUCACUGCAUCUCGAAGCUCCGGCUAGCGGGGAUUAAGGUCAGUCCGGUCAUGGCGCUCAGCCUCCUAGAAGUGAGAUUCAAGAGAGGUGUGAUUGACAUGCCAAACAUAGCCAUCGACGACUUUAUGUCUGUUGCUGAACUGUGUGGCAUUCGAGCAAAGCCACCAGAGAAGCAACAAGUACUUUUCGGUUUACGCUACUUUUUUGGACUGCCUGGUGAACACCAAGGGGGACGUGAGUACCUUCGCGAGCGCAAUGUCAUUGACAAUUACCUUGCCAACGACUCCGAGGUUGCGCAGUUCAUUAACAGUGCGGGCAAGGACUUGGUACUCGAUGAUAAGUGCUUCUAUUUGGGGAAAUUGUUCGAGGAUGUGGACAAGCAUUAUCGAAAUAGGUGGAUGUGGAAGUGGGCGAGCUUCAAGCGGGAGUAUUUUGACAAGCCGUGGUUGCUUCUGUCGGCAGCGGGGGGCCUUUUACUCGUACUGGCUACGUCAUUCCAGGCCAUAAUGGCUUACAAGUUUAAAAAUAACUAG
Carya illinoinensis is the source of this 798-nucleotide messenger RNA. RefSeq names its product UPF0481 protein At3g47200-like. The record is from RefSeq and is a predicted model, not a curated record. Lineage: Eukaryota; Viridiplantae; Streptophyta; Magnoliopsida; Fagales; Juglandaceae. Bases 1 to 798 code for a protein of 265 amino acids. The transcript is spliced from 2 exons.